Aureobasidium melanogenum CBS 110374 is the source of this 312-nucleotide messenger RNA. RefSeq lists its product as uncharacterized. The record is from RefSeq and is a predicted model, not a curated record. The transcript is spliced from 2 exons. Bases 1 to 312 code for a protein of 103 amino acids. Lineage: Eukaryota; Fungi; Ascomycota; Dothideomycetes; Dothideales; Saccotheciaceae.
AUGUCAAAAUCACCACAAGACUCGGAUAUAUACGCCCAACUAGCCGCCAGAGACACACAGCCCGAGCCCUUGAAAAAGGUCAUUGCUAGAGAACAAGCAAAUUAUGAUUGUUUGAGUUGUAGAGUGAUGGGUGCAACAGCAUUCGGUGCUCUAGGAGCCUAUACCUACUGGUCCGGCCACCGCGAACUCCGCACCCGCGAGCAAGAAAUCCUGAGAUCAGGUUCUAAGCUCACAAUGUCUGCCAGGAGACUAGGUAUCACUGGGUUGAGUGGUAUGCUGAUGGGUUUGGGCUUGUGGAGAGCCUUCAUGUGA